AUGAGCCCAAUUAAACGUGUUGGUGGUGCGGCUGAACCAGCUGCACAUACCGUGGUGGUCGACGACCACCACCUGGAAGAAAAGUCGGCAGUGCCUUCGGAGGCGAUCGAGAAGAUGCUAGCCAUGCUAGGAGACCUGUCCGAAAGGAUGAACCGGAUGGAGGUCUCCCAGAGAGAGCAAGGCGGCAAGAACUGGCAGGGCUCACCCGAGUCGAGUAUCGCCAGUCGGCAACAGGAGGUCGAGGCAGGGAUUAAUCUCCAGACCUUGGACCGUACCCCUCCUAAGGAAUCCCCAAACGUGUCACCAGCAACCUAUUGCGUGGGGACCUUCAACACCUGCCUGUUGUUUUCGGCGACAACAACAGGCAGGUGUUGA
Molecule: messenger RNA, 375 nt
Organism: Peronospora matthiolae
Lineage: Eukaryota; Oomycota; Peronosporomycetes; Peronosporales; Peronosporaceae
Source: the annotation of a GenBank genome assembly